Terrapene triunguis (Three-toed box turtle) is the source of this 3190-nucleotide messenger RNA. Its product is annotated as sodium-dependent phosphate transporter 1. Gene Ontology annotation, biological process: phosphate ion transmembrane transport. Lineage: Eukaryota; Metazoa; Chordata; Testudines; Emydidae. Gene Ontology annotation, molecular function: phosphate transmembrane transporter activity. Bases 335 to 2389 code for a protein of 684 amino acids. The transcript is spliced from 11 exons. The record is from RefSeq and is a predicted model, not a curated record. Gene Ontology annotation, cellular component: membrane.
GGCCCGGCGCCGGCGGCAAGCUGCGUGUGCUGGGAGCUGGUCGGGACAGUGGAGCCGCCUAGAACCAGAUCGACACCGCGGAUGAAGAACUUGUGUUCUCUAUUUUCUGCACCAUGGAAUUUUAUUCAGCUCGUUUAAUUCUCCAGAGCCACAGGAACUUUAGAAAAGAGAUUCCCAUACACACCGUAUAGCAGUAACUCUCUGGUUCUGAACAUAUCUUCGUUUAGUUUAUUUAAUUUGUAACAUUAUUUAUUAUAAUAUUUUCAUACCUCAUAUUUUGUUUAUGUAUCAAAGUUGCAAAUUCCUGUUAAUUUGAAACCACUAAAUUAAUAACAUGGAAUCCACAAUUGAAUCAACAACGGCUCUGAUGGAUCUGCUAACCAGUACGAUAGGAAGUAAGGCAUCUGGUCCCAUGGUAGCUUUCCUCUGGAUGCUGAUAUUGGGCUUCAUCAUUGCCUUUGUGUUGGCGUUUUCUGUGGGUGCCAAUGAUGUGGCAAACUCGUUCGGAACUGCAGUGGGGUCGGGUGUGGUGACUCUGCGGCAAGCAUGUAUCCUGGCAUCCAUCUUUGAAACGGUGGGCUCUGUUCUGCUGGGUGCUAAAGUGAGUGAGACCAUCCGGAAGGGGUUGAUUGACGUGGAGAUGUACAACUCUACACAAGAGCUACUCAUGGCCGGCUCAAUCAGCGCUAUGUUUGGGUCAGCUGUGUGGCAGCUAGCAGCUUCAUUCUUGAGGCUUCCCAUUUCUGGUACCCAUUGUAUUGUUGGAGCAACAAUUGGCUUUUCGCUGGUGGCCAAAGGACAGAAAGGCGUCCAGUGGUCAGAGCUGCUUAAAAUUGUGUUGUCCUGGUUCAUCUCUCCCCUGCUUUCUGGCAUCAUGUCUGCUAUCCUGUUCUUCCUUGUCCGUAUGUUCAUUCUUCGUAAGGCAGAUCCAGUUCCCAAUGGGUUGCGAGCUUUGCCAGUCUUCUAUGCCUGUACAAUUGGGAUCAACCUCUUUUCCAUCAUGUACAGUGGUGCACCUUUGCUGGGCUUUGACAAACUUCCUAUCUGGGGUAUCCUUCUAACUUCGGCGGGGAGUGCUGUUGUCUGUGCUCUCAUCGUCUGGUUCUUUGUGUGUCCAAGAAUGAAGAAGAAAAUAGAACGAGAGGUCAAGUCAAGCCCUUCUGGGAGCCCCUUGAUGGAGAAAAAAAACAGUCAGAAGGAAGACCAAGAUGAGUAUAAAGUGCCACUGGACAACGGCGUGGGUGACAAGAGCUCUGUCACUGAUGUGUCUGCUGUGCACCACAGGGCAGCCGUGGAGGAGAGAACAGUCUCCUUCAAUCUGGGAGACGUGGAGGAAGCCCCAGAGCGGGAGAGGCUCCCUAGUGUUGACCUGAAGGAAACCAACAUUGAUAGUGGAGCUGUGCGGUUACCCAGUGGCAACCUUGUUCAGUUCAACCAAGCUGUCAGCAAUCAGAUCAAUUCCAAUGGCCACUACCAGUACCACACCGUGCACAAGGAUUCGGGCCUGUACAAAGAGCUGCUGCACAAGCUUCACCUGGCCAAAGUGGGCGAUUGCAUGGGGGACUCUGGCGACAAGCCCCUGAGACGCAACAACAGCUACACGUCGUACACUAUGGCCAUCUGUGGCAUGCCGCUGGAUUCAUUCCGUGCCAAAGAAGGUGAGCCCAAGGGGGAGGAGAUGGAGAAGCUGACCUGGCCUGGAGCAGACACUAAGAAGAGGAUCCGUAUGGACAGCUACACUAGCUACUGCAAUGCUGUGGCAGAUACCCACCCGGCUGCUGAUGUGGAUAUGGAUGUAGGCAAGGUGGAGAUAGGCAGUGGUGACAGGAAGUGCAGCACUGAUUCUCUGGAGGAGUGGCAUGACCAGGAUAGACCAGAAGUGUCCCUGCUCUUCCAAUUCCUGCAGAUUCUCACCGCCUGCUUUGGUUCCUUUGCUCAUGGCGGCAACGAUGUCAGCAAUGCCAUUGGCCCCCUGGUGGCUCUGUACCUAGUCUAUCAGACAGGUGAUGUGGCUGCCAAAGUGGCAACUCCCAUCUGGCUGCUGCUGUAUGGAGGUGCUGGAAUCUGCAUUGGCCUGUGGGUCUGGGGGAGAAGAGUCAUUCAGACCAUGGGGAAGGAUCUGACUCCCAUCACACCAUCUAGUGGCUUCAGCAUUGAACUGGCAUCUGCUCUGACUGUGGUGAUUGCAUCAAAUGUUGGUCUUCCUAUCAGUACAACGCACUGCAAAGUGGGCUCCGUGGUCUCAGUGGGCUGGCUCCGUUCCAGGAAGGCUGUGGACUGGCGUCUCUUCCGUAACAUCUUCCUGGCAUGGUUUGUCACUGUCCCGAUUUCUGGCCUCAUCAGUGCAGCUAUCAUGGCACUGUUCAAGUAUGCCAUCCUGGGAGUGUGAGACCAGCUUGGGUGAAAUCCAUAUCAUCUCGCUGCUCCGAGCAACUGGAACAAUGCUAGGGUGACUCGCCUGGGGAGGAGAUGGGAAUAUUGCAUUUAUGCUGUAACUGCUUUCAUGCUAAAUGACUCAUCUCUAAAUUAGCUGCAAAAUAACCAGCGCCCCUGACCUCAUUAAGGUCCUGUUUCCUGUUUGGGCUGUGAAUUACUGUACAUAUUUCUAUAUUCUUUUGUAUCCAGCUUACCUUCCAUUAUGUAUGUUUGUCACUGAGGUCCUUUUUUAAAUUUUGUUUUUCCUUGGCGCUAAGUCUUAGAACUGGCAGGCACAGUAAAUUCUGGUGUGACCAGCUUGGAGGGGUGACUGUUCCACUGACAUGUUUGCUCUAGGUUAACAGUAAUGGGCACUAUACCCAGACCACACUUAUUUUUUUUUAAAAAUAAAACUUUUAAACUAAACAUACCUAUUGGCUGACUCCUUGUGGAGCAAUACCUAUUACACACCAUUUCCUGACUGCCCCGCCUCCUCUGCAGCUCACAUGGUACCUGUGGGACAUGUUGCCCCCUCCCCCAAGAGCUGUGAAAGAUGCUGGGGGUGGUUCUUGCUAGGAAGCAAGUUGUAGUAUGUCUUGCUUUGCUUCCAUUUCAGUACUUACAGGUGCAAACAAGAGAAACCUGCAGUACCAUGAUGCUCUGGUCUUGUGUUGUCUUUUCAUUUUGUGCAAAUACACCUGAGCUCUGGGGGGGGGGAAUUUUGUUUUGAAUCUAGGAUGGGCUAAACUCUUAACAGAGUUGAUUUAAAUGUUGA